Mauremys mutica (yellowpond turtle) is the source of this 1737-nucleotide messenger RNA. Its product is annotated as dual specificity protein phosphatase 14-like. Gene Ontology annotation, biological process: protein dephosphorylation. The record is from RefSeq and is a predicted model, not a curated record. Bases 238 to 1227 code for a protein of 329 amino acids. The transcript is spliced from 2 exons. NCBI's taxonomy places the organism in Eukaryota, Metazoa, Chordata, Testudines, Geoemydidae. Gene Ontology annotation, molecular function: MAP kinase tyrosine/serine/threonine phosphatase activity.
CCCUCAGUCCCGACCCGCAGCCCCUGCCGGUGCCCCUCACUCCCGACCCGCAGCCCUAGUCUCUCCCUGGGAGCCUGGUGACUCAGGUGCCCCCUGUGGCUGCGCUCGGUGCGUGGGGGCAGCAGCAGCUUCGUGACUCCCUGGGGGGGGGGGCGGGAUGGGGGCUGAUGUGGGGGUGGAGAGAGACUUCAACCUGUUACCACCUGGGCCGGGGGGGGGCAGCGCUCCCCCUCCCCCAUGACAGGCCCCCUGCCCCUGAGCCAGCCAGCGCCACCCUGUGGCCAGGUGGGGCCGGUGCUCCCUGGAGGGGCCAGGGCGGCUGGAGGCAGCGGGGAACCCGGAAGCUGCCCCCCCCCCGUCUCCUUUCUGUGUCAGCAGCUGACGCACGGUCCCCCCCGCGCCCCCGCAUCCCGUCACCAUGGCAACCCAUUGUUACCUCCAACGCAGCCGGGGCCGGGGGGGCCCAGCGUAUAUAGGGCCCUGGGCCGGAGCGAAGGCCCCAGCGCUGGGCCGGCCUGGGGAGCCAGGAGCACCCCCUCUUCCUUCCCCAGAGCCCAGCGGAGUGGAGCAGGCACCUGCCAGCUGGCCCCCAUGUACGCCGACGCCUCCACCAUGAACUUCCGGACCCCCGGCUUCUUCCGGCGCAGCGCCCCCCCCGCGGCGAAGCCGGCCCCCGGGGCCCCCCCGGCCUCGGCGCUGGGGGGCAUCGCCCAGAUCUCGCCCUGCCUCUACCUGUGCAGCGGCAACGCGGCCGCCAACCGGCAGCUGGUGGCGGCCCGGGCCGUGACCUGCGUGGUGAACGCCACCCUGGAGAUCCCCAACGCCAACUGGCCCGACAUCGAGUACGUCAAGGUGCCGGUGCCCGACCUGCCCCACGCGCCCCUGGGCCUCUACUUCGACUCGGUGGCCGACCGCAUCCACCAGACGGGCAAGCGCAACGGGCGCACCCUGGUGCACUGCGUGGCGGGCGUGAGCCGCUCGGCCUCGCUCUGCAUCGCCUACCUCAUGAAGUACCAUCGCCUCAGCCUGCUGGACGCCCACCAGUGGGUGCGGAGCCGGCGGCCCGUGGUGCGGCCCAACGCCGGCUUCUGGCGCCAGCUCAUCGAGUACGAGCGGCGGCUCUUCGGCAAGACCACGGUGCACAUGGUGCCCUCGCCGCUCGGGCCGCUGCCCGACGUCUACGAGCCGGAGACCCGCGGCCUGGUGCCCCUCUGGAGCUGCAGAUAGGGGGCCCCGCUCGGCGCCCAGCCGGGGCAGACCCCACGCCAGGGGGCGCCAGAGACGCUAUUUGCCCCUGGAGGAGGGAUUCGGGGGCAGCUGCCCCACCCUGGGACCGGCUCGGCGGGGGGGGCAGAGGUUGUCCCACAAAAGGGCAUUUUCUAACCUCAGAGACUUUGGGGGGGGAGGGGGAGGGGGGCUGGCAGAGUCUGAAGCUGUUGGGGGGGGGGAAGAGUCAUUGAGCAUAACCCCCCCUCCCCCCACAUUGUGUGACUCUUCCCCUGGGUGGCCAUUUUUGUAGGGCCUACCACAAACACCCUGCUAACCCCCUUCCAAUUCACCGCUCCCCCCCCCCCCGGAGAGACGAGAUCUCAGCUGCUACCCCCCAGUGGGGGGCAUAAGUGGGAGGGGGCAAAGUGUGGGGGGGAUCUGCUCUCAGCCUGUCUUCCGCCAGCCCUGUACAUAGCGCCAGAGCUCCAGCUCCGCCCCCACUCCCCUCAAUAAACCCCCUUUCCAUUA